AUUGACCUUGAAGGUUUGUCGCGUAGUAGAGGCUGUUUGAAGUUUCCGGGAUGUUUGGCGUUCUCGUUCGACGUCUAAGUACUUCUACUCCGGUGCUGGCACUUAUACAGCCUCCUAUUCAAGUGUUCGGUUUAGAAGGACGUUAUGCUUCUGCUUUAUACUCAGCUGCUACAAAACAGAAAGCAUUAGAUAAAAUUGAGAAAGAUAUUCAAUUAAUUAAGAAUACACUUAAAAAUGAUGUGAAAUUACAUGAAUUUUGUCUUGAUCCAAGUUUACAAAGAUUAACUAAAAUUAAUGGAAUUGAUCAAGCACUAAACAAAUUAAAAGUGAAUGAAGCUACGAAAAAUUUAUUUGUUAUACUUGCUGAAAAUGGUCGUUUAUCUAAAAUUAAUUCAGUUAUUGACAAAUUUGAACAAAUUAUGACUGCCUAUCGAGGUGAAGUUAGCUGUACUGUACGAACUGCGAAACCUCUAGAUAAAACAUCAGAAAAUGAAUUACGGAAUGCCCUUAAUGGAUUUUUAAAACCCGGCGAAAAAUUACAGCUAACUUUAGAGAUCGAUCCAUCGAUUAUUGGUGGUAUGGUAGUUAGUAUCGGUGAUCGUUUUGUUGAUAUGUCAAUUGCUCGAAAAAUUCGCUCACUUCGCGGAAUAAUGGAACAACCAAUUUAAAAAGUUAUAUAUGUCGAAUUUUGAAAGAUAAAAAAAUAUAUAGUUAUAUAUAUAUAAAAUAUACAUAGGAUCAUUUGACUUGUAGUCUACUAUGUAAUUAAUAAUAAUUACCUUUGAAAAAAGUUUGUAUGAUAUUGUUAUUUUUAUGCUGAUUUUGUUUUCAAUCAGUCAUAGAAAAUGCGGCAUUUGGCAUAUAUAUGCUUCGAUUCAUGUUGUCACAAUGUAUUGUGGACCGUGGGGUGGCUACUCUAAUUUCUACCGACUGACCAACUUCAGAUAUCCUAGUACACGACCCCAAUACUGUUCCCCAAUCUCCAAUAUAUCAGAACACGAACCGUCGAUGAAAUUGUUUAUGGGGUCAGAAGAAGAAUAAGAAUAGGAAUAAUACUUUAUAGACAAAAGCAUAUUUAUACAGUUAGGACUACCAUAAAAAUUGACCAAUAAGAAAGUGACACCAUUUCAUGUUCAAGAAUAGCAUUAGACUUGACAGGAUAAUUUUCGGGAUAUUUUUCCGAAUAUCCCAACACAAUGUAUUAGUACAAAAAGAUGAACUCAUCAAGCUGCACACCAGAUUAAUAUAAGUAGUCAUAGUAUCUAUGGUAGUAAGAAAUAGUGGGCAUAUUAUUUAAAAAAACAGAACAGAUUUGCAUAACAAAGAUGUAUAAGUAUUAUAAGACAUCGAGUGAAUAAAUGUAAUCCACUGCAGCCGAUUUUGAGCCAUGUCAUCCAAAAUCUUCAUUCAUUGAUUACAAUAAUUGCGUAGGUAGUGCACACUUAAUAAUACAGUCCGAUUCAAUAGUCAAUCACUUCAUGAACUGAUACAGUCUGCAUUUAAUAAUCGUUAGCUUCCUUCACACUUACUCUUACUCCAGAAACCAUCAUGCGUCGACAUAUGCAGUGAUAAACAUAUGUGAUAGAUGUCCCAAUUACAUUAGUUGAUGGAGAUUCAAUACCUCAACCGAUUUACUGUUUAUUCGGUACUACUUGUCUUAUUUCAACAUUGAAAGUUAAUUAAUUUACAAUGGUUUAGACUAUCCUGUUGUUGAUAUUCAAUCAUCCAGAACUCAGAAGCUUAGUGGAAAAUGCGUCAGCGUUUGGAGCGAAAGGUUCUGUGUCUGAGUCCCAUAAUGGACAUCAGCGAUGGGAUCCAGGUAUAUUCAACUGACCAGUCCCAAGUAGCAUGAGACGCGUGUUCUGGAUUUCUCACACUAAAAUAACAGGCAGCAAAAUUAACAAAUCCUGUCUAUUAUCUUAAUCAUUGGGUACCAGUCUGUCUGUUGCUUUUUAUAAUUCGAAGGACGAUUCUUAUCGACAUUCACGAUGUCAAUAUGUUUUUUUAUUUACAAUAUGUCUGGCCAUUUCCAAAAGCCUGUUGUUACUCGGUAUUCAUAACGUCUCUUACAUAGUAAUAAGUAUAUACACAUAAUGAAAGCACAAGUUUAGAAGGAGAUGUUGCUUUAUCAAUGAAAAUUUAGACCACUACUUGGUCGAUCAAUCACCAAUUCAAUUAUAAUACGUAUAAUCUACGCCAUUACUGCUUGUUAUACAAGCUCAAAACUGAUAAUCAAGCAAUUGUAAAAUAAAUUAUAUUUAAUAAUAACACGUUAUGAUAAUUUGCUGACUGUUCCACGAACGUAAAACGACCUUAUGAAAUCGCCCCCAUCUAUUGGCGAAUCAAAAUGCAAAUGAAAUAGGAAAUCAAAUCAACCAUCAUAUUUAGUUUUGUAUCUCACUGAAGUCGCAGUGUCCUUGAGAGGCGCUAAAAUAUUCCUGAAUCACAUGAAGUAACUACGCUCAACACAGGAGUUGUUUUCUUAUAAAAUAGGUAAGCAUACCAUCAUCAUAUCCACUAUAUGGUUCCAUAAAGGAUAUGUUUAUCAAUUAGAAACGUUUUAAUGACGCGAUAUACAUAAAAGCUGUCUCUGUGUUUAGAAUUUAACCGAAAAAUCAGUUGUAUCUCGGAUCUGAUUAGUUCCUUGGAAAAGUCAAGUUUUGAUAAAGCAUUUAUCUGGUGUAUUUGAUCUAUAAACAAAAUAAGUGACAAUAGUUGAAGUUCCUAACAAACUGUAUCGUCUAGUAUGUUCAUAAGAUGAAGUAAAACUAUUGAUCUAAAUUAUGAAUAUUAUAUAAGUUUAUCCAAUGGUAUAGUUUAUUCGUUGGAUAAAAUCAUUCGUUUGAACAAUAGAUGCUUUACUACUCUUAUAAUAAAAUAAAUACAACAAUUCAUAAAUUUGACCUAGCUUUUUCAGUGGUGAACUAGAGUCACCAUCGAAAAUUCAAAUCAACACGACACAAUUGCAUCGAUGAUCUUAAUUAUGAUGCAUAAUAAGAAUUUCACGGUAUUCUGCAUGCCUGCAACAAUCUACCAAUCAAAACAGGAAUAAUUUUACUAUCAUUCUGUCAAUAUGUAUCAUGGCCUAGUUUACUGAACUGAAAUAAAUGAACAGUAUACAUACAUAAAGUUAUAAAUUACAACUGUCAUUGGUUUGUUACGUAGAUUAGGUGAAAAGUAAAUAAAGAAAUCACCUGGUUUUGAAUAACUUAUUUUAAUGUCAUUCUUAUUCCCAUAGAUAUAUUAUCCUAAUAUCUAAAAGAAGUAAAUAGAACACCAUUUAAAUGCGUUACCUAAUAAAUGAAACUUGUUGGUGGAUAUUCACAUUCAAAAUAUCAUGUAUUGAGAAGAAAUUAAUCCUGAAAAUUCACAAUGAUAUAAAAGUAUUCACAACCAGUCAAUCUUGAACGGACUUUUAUUCGUAUUCAAAGGUUUAAUUGAACAAACCUCAAAAUCAGCCGUGACCGGUGGAGCUUAUCCGUGUCGGAUCAGUCAGUCAGUCAGUAACAACGUAGAACUUCGUACGUACGUACAUCAGUUCGAGUUGCCACACCACAUUAGCACAGAGAUACAGUUGUCGAUUCAAAUCCCAUAGUGGUAGACGUAAUAAGAGUAUAAGCAGUAAUCGGGAAGAUUAGGGUUUGGAGAUGUAAUUUAAAGAGUAUAAUCCAGUGAAAUAAAUUUGGAAAGAGGAAAAAAAGGGACAUGAAGAAUUCAGAAGAUUAGAAUUUGGGAGAACACAAAGAGUGGAUGCACCUGCGCCAUUGCAAACGAUUUUGAGCCAUGUCAAUCAGGGUCUCUAACCAUCGGUUGCUAUCAUCUCGCGGUCCCCAACCAGGUAGUCUACACCUACCAACAUGACUCAGUCCACUUGUCAGUGACUUCAUGGACUGGUGCCAUGUUUUGGUUUGGCCGCCCCUAGCUUUCUUCCAACCUACUCCUAUACCACUGAACAUCGCACGUCGAGGCAGUCGGUCGUUCGGCAUACGUAACACAUGACCCAGCCAUCUCAACUGAUCAAGUUUCACUACUUCAUCAAUUGAUUUGCCAUCCUUACCUAGUACCCGUUUCCUAACAACUGCGUUACUUACUCGAUGGUCCCAUGAUAUACGAGCAAUGUUUCGAAGACACCUAUGAUCAAAUACUAGUAGCCUACGGAUAUCCUCUACUCUUACCGGCCAUGUUUCACUGCCAUAAAGUAGGACGGAACGAACUGCUGCGCAGUAAACACGUCCUUUGGUUGAUAGACGGAUAUUUCGCCUACGCCAUAAAUGACGCAAGUUGGCAAAAGCUAGUCGAGCCUUCUGUAUCCGUGCUGAGAUUUCGUCACACACCAGACCACAAGGGCUGAUGAGACUUCCAAGAUAAGUGAAGCGGUCGACACACUCAACUACUUCACUCCCUAUCACUAGUUCGGGUGUCGAUGUAACCCAAUCCUGAAGCAACAUUUUGCAUUUCGAGGGAGAGAAUCGCAUCCCGAACAUGCUUGCACUGUUGCUUAGAGUGGUCAGAAG
Molecule: messenger RNA, 4514 nt
Organism: Schistosoma haematobium
Lineage: Eukaryota; Metazoa; Platyhelminthes; Trematoda; Strigeidida; Schistosomatidae
Gene: ATP5O
Product: ATP synthase subunit O, mitochondrial
Exons: 5
Coding region: 51-668 (205 amino acids)
Biological process (GO): proton motive force-driven mitochondrial ATP synthesis
Molecular function (GO): proton-transporting ATP synthase activity, rotational mechanism
Source: RefSeq, a predicted model, not a curated record